Messenger RNA from Ahaetulla prasina, 4906 nucleotides. Its product is annotated as tetratricopeptide repeat protein 39A-like. The record is from RefSeq and is a predicted model, not a curated record. The transcript is spliced from 18 exons. Lineage: Eukaryota; Metazoa; Chordata; Lepidosauria; Squamata; Colubridae. Bases 1294 to 2931 code for a protein of 545 amino acids. Gene Ontology annotation, molecular function: protein binding.
AGCAAGGAACCCGGGGAAAGCGCGCUCUCCCACCGGAGGCACGAACGUGGCUUUAAGCGGCCGAGGACGGAGGGGAUGAGGUGGGGAUUUCCGGGCCCCUCCCGCUGAGCCAGGCCAGUCUUGCGAAGAUGGCUCCGGCUCGAGGCGCUGGGCAGCCUGAGGCGACGAAGCAUCCUGCCCCGGCCCCUCUCCCUCGAGGGGGAGACCCCCCACUUCCCAAACCCCGGCUAGCCCCGAAGACAGAGCAGCCCACAAGUGCCGCUCCUCUCCCCUACCAGCGCCCGCUCUUCGGAAAAGAAACACAGCCACGUUCCCCGCGAGAGAAACAAAAGUCUGACAUCCAUACAGAGAGAAUGAUUUAUUAAGCCGAUAGAAAGUUUCCAAAAUGGGCGCUACCCCAUUCCUAACAGCUGGCAGUUGACUAAGUGUAGGAUCCCUAACCUCCGGGGAUGGUAGGAUCGGGGCGGGAGAAGGCUGGGAGAGAUGUAGGGGGUCCUUGGGAAGGGACGCUGGAAGAAGAUCAGCGCUGUCCGGGGCCGCCAGGGAAGCCCACUUGCUAGUUUCUCGGUUUCUUUCCUUUCCCUCUCUAUCCCGUUCCAAGGCUGGGUGGUGGGAACUGCAAUCGGGAUUUAACCACUCCAGACAAAAAGUCGUUUGAGCAGUUACAUAUUGAGCUUAUUUCUAACUUUUUCCAAACCCAAGUGAACUGCUUCGGUUAUGCUCCUGAGGAGUUUGCAAAUAAUUAUUUACCUAUAAGCUUUCCAUUCUGAAAAUUCUUAAUCAUAUAAUCGAAGGGACUAUCUUGUCAUAUCUGCAUCCCCAGUAGAAGUUCAAUUUAAACAACAGAUACUUGGAAUUGAAAAUCUGCCUGCUGAAAUCUAAAAUUGAAUUUUGUAAGUUGAAUUUUGUAUUUAGUUAUUUCCUUCCAUUUAUCCCCACAAUAACAAUUUGAGAGGCAAUUGAGCUAAAGAAGAGUAACUGGCCCAAAAUCUAUCAAAGUCAAUAGCUGUGAGCGUAAGUUUUUUUAACUCUAACCCAACCCUUUAUCCACUCUGCCACAUUGGCAUCAGCAUAGUAGAAAUUGUUAGAGGCAGACCCAUUUCCCCUGCCUGUGAUACACAGGUAGUGUCACCCUUCUGAACUAGAACAGCAGCUCUUACAUGGAGUGUGCCAGAGACCUAUUUAAAUUAGCAUUCUAGUUCUAAUCACAGUCAUCCAGAUGUCCCAGCAACUGCCCAAGUCGAUUGUGCCAGUGCAGGACUCACUUCCCUGGAGACUGCCUUAGCCGAGUGCAUGGAGGCACUGAAUUGUUUCCUGCACAACCAGUUCAGUAAGAGCUUGGAAAUGCUGCGGCCCAGGACUGGAGAAAGCAUGUACCAUGCCUUAAUUUAUGCCACCAUCCUGGAGAUGCAAGCCAUGAUGACUUUUGAACAUGAAGAUAUUGUCCAUGCAGGGCACACCAUGAAAGAAGCCCAGGAGAUCUGUCAGAGAUUUCGGAGGAAAACCACUGUGACUGGUACCUUCUCUAGUCGGCAAGGUGGAGAUGCUUGUACGGAAGAGGAACUGCAUGCUGAAGUAUGUUAUGCAGAAUGCUUAUUGCACCGGGCAGCCCUCAUCUUCCUCCAGGAUGAAAACAUGGUUAAUUUCUUAAAAGGAGGAAUCAAGGUGCGUAACAGCUACCUCAUCUACAGAGAGCUGAACGCUUUCAUCCAACCUAGUUGCUUGCCUGCAAACUCUGUUCGUAUCCAUCUGGAGGGGGGAAUUGCUCUUGGCAUUGGUGCCUUCAAUUUGACUCUCUCCCUCUUCCCACCCCGGAUUUUGAGACUUCUGGAAUUUGCUGGGUUUUCAGGGGACAAGGAUUAUGGUUUGCAAAAACUACAUCAGGGAGCCACGACAGCCAACCUGCGGGCUCUGCUUUGUACAAUGUUGCUUCUCUGCUACUAUACUUUCCUUACCUUCAUCUUAGGAAUUGGUGAAGAUGAUUUCACAGAGGCUGAGGCCCUACUGAAGCCAUACCUCUCCCGCUAUCCACAGAGUGCCAUUUUCUUGUUCUUUGCUGGGAGGAUAGAGGAAAUCAAAGGGAACAUCAAUGAGGCCAUCAAGAAAUUUGAAGAAGGCUGCUCAGCACAGCAAGCUUGGAAGCAGUUUCAUCACAUGUGCUACUGGGAACUGAUGUGGUGCUUUGCCUACAAAGGAAUGUGGAAGAUGGCAUACUUCUAUGCAGAUCUGCUGAGCAAGGAGAACCGCUGGUCUAAGGCAAUGUAUGUAUAUAUGAAAGCUGCCUUCCUUAGCAUGCUGCCUGCAAAUGAGCCACGGCCCUUUGGUGAAGUAGAGGUUGAACUUUUUAGGCAGGUUUCCUCUUUCAAACAGAGAAUUGCUGGGAAAUCACCACCCACAGAGAAAUUUGCCAUUCGGAAGGCAAGGCGCUACAAAUCGCGUGACCUGGUUCCCUUACCUGUGCCAGCCCUGGAAAUGAUGUACAUGUGGAAUGGAUUUACAGUGCUAGGCAAGCAGCAAGAGUUGUUGGAAGGAACUUUAGACACUCUGAUACAGGCUGAGAAGCAGCUACAAGAAGCACCAGCCAGUGAGUACCAGGUAGAUGACCAGUGUCUCGUGUUACUUCUCAAAGGUCUUGUCUUCAAGCAUUUGCACAGUUUGACCGAGGCUGAAGCGUGCUUCAGUGCUAUCCAUAACAGUGAGAAGAAGAUCAGGUAUGAUCAUUACUUGGUACCUAAUGCACUAUUGGAAUUGAGUCUGCUGUAUGUGGCACAAGGCCAAAAUGAAGAGGCUGUGCAGUUGCUCCGCAGAGCCAAGAACAACUACAAAAAUUAUUCAAUGGAGUCACGAACACUGUUCCGGAUCCAUGCUGUAUUGUCCAAACUUAAGGCCAACCAGGAAGAAAAUGAUGCAGAUGGAACCAGUCCUUCCUAAGGCAACAGGUUUCCUCACAAACUGUUGUUAGGGGUGCUUGGACCAAAGAAAGAACUGCCAAAACACGAGGGCUUGGGAUGCCGUCUUCCUCCUCGGGUGGGCCUAUUUGAAGAAGUGUAUUGUAAUUGUACCACUGGGCUUCUGGCCUAGUGUUUGAUGUCUUAUGAUGAGCAUGGAUGGGUCUUACCUAACUGAACUUCAGUUUCCAAAACCAGAGAGUAGCUAUGAAAAUGCUGCUUUUUAAUUAAUGGAGCUGACAGGAGCAGCCAAUCUUCAAUAUUCCAUGAUAUAUUCUGUCAGUCAACCCAAAUGAGGGCUACGUUUGUCCUAUUUUGUUCAAUCUUAUCAUAACUUUGAAAUAACAUGGAUAUUCCAACAUCCUAAUGUUUCUUUUUUUUCUUUUUAAUUUUAUGAGAAAUCCUCACCCACUUUCUUUCUCAGUCUGUGCUCCUUAACCAGCAAGGCACAUCAGAUGGUCCUUCCUGUCACAUUGGGAAUGAGCUUAAUAGUGCAAUUAAUUCAGCAAAGAUUUCCAGUUUUGGCUGGAAACAUCAUAGAACCUCAACUCUCUGCAGUGGCCUUCUCUUUUUCAAAAGAACAGAGAAUGUUGUUGUUGUUUUUUUACGAAACUUAAUCAGCUCAAUCUCUAUUUAAGAACAUUUCUAAAUGUUGGAAAGUGAUUUAAAAGCAUUGGGGAUGGGUGCAAACAAUCUGGCCAAAAUCCCUUAAAUCAGGAAGCGGUUUAUAUUGCAGAAUGAUGAAUAGUAACUGGACUUAAGACAUUUUCAAAAGCUUAUGACUACUUCCAGAAUUCUGUUCACGUCAAUACUCGCCCCAGUAUUUUCUUUGCUGAUCAGUUUGUCAAAAACAGCUGAUGGAUCUUAUCAGUUUUCAAUCUGUUUAUUGUAUUAAAAACUAAGAUUGGUUCCACAGAUUCACUGGGCUAUUGAAAUAUGGUUUUAUUUUCUUUUUAAAAAGCAGUUUCAAUGCCUUUGUUGGUUGUCUCAUCUACCCAGGACACUUCUUGCCAUACUGUUACUCAGGACUUGCUUAUUAUAUAACUAAGCCAAUAAGCCAAUGUGGUUUUUGUUGUACUUGUUUGCAUUCCUUAUUUUAAAAUUACAUUUGGUGUAAUUAGCAUUAACAAUGAUGGAAAGGCAAAAAGGGGACAUUUUGGCAUAUCUUCUUUUGUGUAGUCAUGACAUUUGAACAUGCUAUCUUUCAUUGUUUUUACUUGCUCUUCUGGCUUCCCUUAUUUUUGUUGUUAGUAUUCCUCCUCCUAAGAACAAUUUUCAUAGAGUGAGUAAAAUCUAUUAUGUUAAAUGGUAUUUAAAUUGUCAGUUCUUGCUACAGUAGCACUUACACCUAGCAACAGAAACAGUGAACAGUUCAUUUAUUAGCUAAAACAGAAUCAAAUGACAUUCUGAAGAAUGAUAGGAAGUGGGUUAAUCCCACUGACCAAUACAUUUCAUACCUUGUGUUCCUGAAACAUUAUAGCAUAAGAUUUGUCCCAAAUGUGCUUUUCCAAAAAGCAACUGGCCUUUCUUGGUUUUUCUGAACUACAGAACUGAAGAAGCUUCUUGGAUGAGAAGCAAAAUGUUUUCCAAAAACCAAGAAAGUCCAGUUGCCUUUUAGAAAAGCACCUUUGGUAAAACCCUGACUUGCAUGAUUACUUCCAAAGACAUUAAACCCAUAAGAUUUGUUUGCCCAAUGUGGAUCAUAUUAAUUCUUGUCCAAUCUAAGAGCAAACUUCAACUAGAUAAUAUUAUAUCAUAUAAUGUGAGCAUAUUAACAUAACCAGGCACAGAAAAGCACAUUUGAAAGUAUGUAAAUAUAGAGUUUGGCCUAUUCUUCAAUGACUGAAUAUAAAUGAAAUCAGUUCUACUUCUGUUGUGUUGUAGAUUUAUUGCUAAAACAUCUACUUUACUGUUACUUGAGUUAUCCUUUGUUUGAUGUUGGUUCUUUGUCGUGUUUC